GCUGAGCUUUCUUCCUUUGUCCCCUGAACUGUUCAUCAUAUGUUUCUGCGUUCUGCUUAUGUCUUAAUCUAGGCACUAUUCCCUCUUUGAAACAUCGUCUUUUUUUCUUUGCCAUCUCUCUGAUUGCGGGUCAAUCUCGAGGUCGUCCUUUCACCCCAUCUUUUGAGCAUCUCAUUCCUUAGCUCAAAGAUCGAGCAGCGUCUUUCUUUUCCAUCGCAUCAUGUCAUCUAAGCGCAAUCGCGUUGUUUUUAUUGCCGUUCUCACUACUCUUCUCAUCUUCUACCUUCAGAGCCAAACAGGCCAAAGAACAUCAUCAUGGCUAUCACGUGCCAAAAAAGACGUUGACUGGUCGCGUUUUGCGUACACGCAAUAUGUCACGAACAGCGAGUAUUUGUGUAACUCACUCAUGUUCUUCGAAGCUCUGAAGCGUUACGGAAGUCGACCUGAUCGUGUUAUGAUGGUUCCUGAAAGCAUGCUUGAGCCAGAGAUGGUGAACUCAAGUGAUGCUUAUCUGUUGAACAAAGCGCGCGAUGAGUAUAACGUCAAACUUGUUCCGAUUACAAUUCAGACAAACUGGGCAGGUGACGCUACUUGGGCAGACUCAUACACCAAGCUUCUGGCGUUCAACCAAACUAAGUAUGAUCGUGUACUGUCCAUCGACUCAGAUUCUCUCCUGUUACAAGCAAUGGAUGAACUAUUCUUCCUACCGGAUGCACCUGUGGCUAUGCCUCGAGCAUACUGGAUAUCACCCGAGAAGAUCCUCUCAUCGCAACUCAUGCUUAUCCAACCUUCCGAGACAGAAUUCUCCCGCAUCAUGGAAAGAGUGCAAUCAGUAAAGUCUGGCGAGUACGACAUGGAAAUCGUCAACCAGCUUUAUGGAGAUAGUGCUUUGAUCUUUCCACACCGUCGCUACGACCUUCUAAGCGGCGAAUUCCGCAACGAUAAGCAUGCUCACUAUCUCGGUUCAGAACUGGAAACAUGGGACCCUGCUGCGGCGUAUAGUGAGGCUAAGCUAAUUCACUUUUCGGACUGGCCACUACCGAAGCCUUGGAAACCUAUGCCUGAAGAAGAUCGACUUGCGGCACAGCCUAAUUGCACACGAAUGACAAGUGGCGAGGAAGACUGUACGACGAGAAUAAUUUGGAAUUCGUUGUAUACUGACUUUAGAACGAAGAGAAAGGAAACCUGUGAUUAUCGUGUAGAGACAAGAGAGUCUGCCGCAAGUGGAACGAUGUUGAUCUAGAGUUUAAGAGUAUGGUGGAAUCUACCAGAGGGCCGAGUUCCGAAUGGAGUUUGGGUUUGUUAGAUAGCAGGGGCAUUGCACAUGACGAGUCCGAGUUAAGCAACUCGGUCAAAAAUGAUUACUUAGAUAAUGGUAAACAGAACAUAGAGCCCGACUGAACAUUAUUGAGUGCCUUCGCCCUGUAUCAACAAAGUGUUUACACCGACUCUAGGACAUACUUCAUGUCCUUCGCACACUUCUUGGAGAACUAGAAGAUUUUUGGGCGGAUAAUACAUGCAAACGAACUGUCC
Fusarium odoratissimum NRRL 54006 is the source of this 1533-nucleotide messenger RNA. RefSeq lists its product as uncharacterized. Gene Ontology annotation, molecular function: glycosyltransferase activity. The transcript is spliced from 3 exons. The record is from RefSeq and is a predicted model, not a curated record. Lineage: Eukaryota; Fungi; Ascomycota; Sordariomycetes; Hypocreales; Nectriaceae. The coding region runs from base 221 to 1243 and encodes 340 amino acids.